Molecule: messenger RNA, 1761 nt
Organism: Acanthocheilonema viteae
Lineage: Eukaryota; Metazoa; Nematoda; Chromadorea; Rhabditida; Onchocercidae
Source: the annotation of a GenBank genome assembly
AUGAUUAUCGUUGAACUGAUUUUAUCGCGAAUAUCGUUAGCUCAAAAUAUUCUCGAAUCCGAACUGUGGAUAAACACAACUUAUCAAGCUGAGGAUGUUGGAAUUCGAUGCGAAAACUUACUUCAAUGUAAGGCAUGGAAUUCAUGGUGGAAAUUACAGACAGGUGAUAUAACGCCUACGGCCGAAAUCAUUGAUUUGUUAUUAUCACGAAAGGUAGAAGUAUCAUUGAACAGUGUGGUGCAGCUAACAAAAUUUGGCUUGCCGAAAUAUUUGCUCUCAAAAUAUAAGAUAAAUGCUCAUUUCGAGGAAAUUCCAUCAAUGAUUAUUGUGCGUAAUCAAAAAGUAGCUAAUUUUUACAAACUUGGUGAAAUAUCAUCAAUAUUUGAAUUUCAUAAAGGACUUCAAAUUGAUCUUGAAAAAGUUUGUGCACCGGACGAAUUUGACACAGCAAAUGUUAAUAAAAUAACAAAAACUUUGCAAAAUUCGAAUGAAAUGGAAUCAAACGAUAAAGAGGCAAAAAAGAAUGGAAAUUCAAGGGAAAAAAUGAGUAAUUACGCGAUGCUUUUCAAACAAAGCAUUCAAUUAAGUAAUAUUUUAAGUAUAUUUGAUAGUGAAAUGAUAUCAAAUAUGAUGCCGCUUUCAUCAACUCUCCUAUUGCCACUUCUCAACAAAAGUCAUUAUGAUUCCAGGUCACCACCAAUUAUUGGCAACGAUAAAAUUACGGAAGUAUUUUUUGGAAUAUUGAUUCAAUCGAUGUCAAAUUUUGAUCAAAGCACAAUGGAUUAUGAUAUGGAUAUAUGGCUCCGUAUGGCAUGGCACGAUCGACGCUUGACGCAUCAAUUUGAUCGACCAAUUUUAGUCAAUGAUGAAAAUACCCUGAAGAAAAUUUGGCGUCCGGAACCAUUCUUUCAGAAUGCUAAAGAGGCCCGAUAUCACCGAAUGACAACGCUAAAUUUCUGGUUAUAUGUAUUUCCUAACGGUGAAAUUUUCUUUGAAACGCACAUCUACCUGAAACCAUCAUGCAAACUUAUCCUUUGCAAAUAUCCUCAUGAUAAUCAAGAAUGUUCAUUGAAGAUCACUGCUAGUCAAAAUUCAAUACGGUACAAUUGGUUUCCUCGCUUAAGUGAUGCAAUUCGAAUGAAUAAGCUUAUGAAAGCGGAACUUUACGUCGAGAAAUAUUAUAAACGAUACUGUGAUGGUGUACGCAAAACAGGUAACUUCUCAUGUUUGGAAGCAAGCUGUCGAUUGAAACGCAGUAUUAGCUAUCAUAUAACACGAACUUACAUUCCAACAGCAACCUGCGUUGUCUUUUCUUGGAUUGGCGUUUGGUUACCUGAAGAAUUCUUUACCGGUCGAAUAUUCGGCUCACUAACGCUAUUUUUGACGCUCAGUGCUGAAAGCAGCGCUGUUAAAGAAGUAUUGCCAAAAGUUUCGUACAUGAAGGCUAUUGAUCUCUGGUUUGGCUUCACUGCAAGUUUUGUCUUUAUAACAAUGCUUGAAGCUUUAAUUGUUAUUUCACUCGAACAUAAGUCUCGAGAAUUGCGGAAGAAAGCGGAGUCAGGUGUGGAUGAUAUGUCUCGAUAUCAGAUGAUGUUGCUUAUGUUGGAGUCAGGUCGUUACCAUUCAACCGCUCGUCACAUCGAUAAAUAUUGCCGGACGCUAUAUCCGGUCGUUUUCCUUCUCUUCCUCAUAAUCUACUAUUUUGUGAUUACAGAAGGCGACGAAACAAAGUGUCUUCAGAGAGCUAACGAUGAAUUGUAG